AUGAGCGAAAGAAUUAUUUCUGAAUUAGUUUUGCAUAUUCAAAAUAAUUCAAAUUUGUCUUCAAGUUUGUGGAGUGCUGUUAGAUCUAGAGGUUGCCAAUUUCUUGGGCCAGGAUUGCAGGAAGAUGUUUUGAAGUUGGUACGUCAUGCAUUGUUGAAUGGAGAGAAAAUUGCAAGAAAAACACUUGUUCUUUUUGUUGUUGAUACAUUAAUACAUGAAUAUCCAACAAUUUCCAAAACUUGUGUUGGGCAUGUUGUUCAACUUCUUUAUCGUGCUAGUUGCUUUAAUGUAAUUAAAAGAGAUGGUCAAUCCUCUUUGAUGAAUCUUAAAGAUCAAUUUCGUGAUUAUGAUGCAUUACGUGCUGAACAUGAUGCUCAAAUUGUUCAAAUUGCAAUGGAGGCAGGUUUGAGAAUUUCGCCAGAUCAAUGGUCUUCUUUACUUUAUGGCGAUUCUCGACAUCGAGCCCAUAUGCAAUCAAUUUGUGAUCGUUUAAGUCAAAAUUCUUUGACUCAUGCAGUUGACGAAUUGCGAAAAUUGGUCAGCCAACAGCCAAAAGAAAAAGAAUUGUUUGAUAUUAUAAAUAUUUUUGGACAUUUUGAUGAGUUGUCUGCGUUAUUAGAUAUUAAAAGUCCAGAUUUUGGCAAUAUGGAAAAGUCACUAGGACAUUUAAAUUCUAUUCUAUUGAUUUAUUCUAAAUUUGUUCAGAGCCGAAAUUUGGGACGGGAACGACGACUUGAAUUGGUCAGCAAUGAGAAUCGGCAAUAUAAUGGUGAUAAUACCGAUCGUCCAUUGCAAACUUUUUUGAAUUUUCGUCCACCACGACUUUGGAGCCCAGCUGCAUCAAUUGAAGUUGAUUGUCGUCCACAGCCUCCACCAAUGCCAAUUAUGUCACAACCACCCAGUUUGGCUAAUUAUUUGGUUGAAUCUGCUUUUGCAAUGCCAAUGGGAUCACCUCCAAAUUUUAUUUCUCCACCGUUGGCACCUCCACUUAAUUUAUCUCCAAAUGGUUUAUUUCCGUUUGGGGCAAUGAGAUGUGGAGAAGGGAAUUGUUUGGUUGGUUCUCCGCAACGGGAUUCUAUUGAAAAUUUACCAGCAACAUUUCUGCCUGUGUUGCCUGUUCCUCAAAAAAUUGAUUCAUCCGAGCCUCUACCAGUUUCUAAUACGCCAUUCAUUUUGAACCAAUCAAGCAGUCCAACAUUGUACAAUGGGAGUGGACCAUCAAUUAUUGUCUUUAACGGAAAUUCAAAUCCAGAAUACACGCUUGAUAACAAUCCUUCAACACAAACAUUCAACAAUCAAGCAGUUAACAACAAUGGAACUAAUGGAGGAGGAGUAUUAUUGUCUUCAUCUCCACCAACAUAUCAUUUGGGUUCAAAUAAUCUUGUUCAAGUUCCUCCUCCAUCACAAUUUUCUAUUCCAAUUCAACAACCAUCAUCGCUCAUUCUCUACGGGUCAACUCCACCUAAUCCUUCUGCAUUUGGUUCACCACCUCUUUUAUUUCCUCAUUGGUUUUUUUGUUUAAAUAUUUGA
Meloidogyne enterolobii is the source of this 1530-nucleotide messenger RNA. Lineage: Eukaryota; Metazoa; Nematoda; Chromadorea; Rhabditida; Meloidogynidae. The record is from the annotation of a GenBank genome assembly.